GGGAAAAUCAAACCCUAGAAACAAAAAGUAAAAUAAAUGUCCUUCUCCACACGAUUUCCAAGAUCUACUAAACACGCAGUUUAAUGUUUUAAACACGCAGUUUAAUAUUUUCUAACCUCUGUUUCCAAAUUGUUUUUUUUUUGUUUUUUUAAUUAGAAGAUUUCGCUGAAUGAGUUCCAAUAAAGAUAGCGACUCUGAGAACAGCCACCGAAGCGAGAAGAGGAAGAAGUCAAUUCUACCAAAGAUUUUCGGAUCAAGACGAUGUGGUAAACAACAAGAACAUGAAGAAGAUGCAUCUAAUAAUAUGAACAACAGAGGAAGUUACGAUCAUCACGAAGACAACAAUAAAAUUUUCAAUGAUUUGGAGCGACGACUUGCUUCUCGAAAGAAAUCGAUUCUUGACAACACUUCUCCAAUGAUAUGGAAGACUCUUUCUGAGAGAAAGUCAAGCCCUGGAAUUGAAGGCUUGAAUCUAUCAAGUUUCGAUAGGCCUAUGGCACCAACAACAGAGAUUCGUGAACUCAGGGUGUUUCUAGCUACGUGGAAUGUAGGUGGGAGAACACCUAACAACGACCUUAACCUCGAAGACUUCUUGCUCGUUGAAGGCACAGCAGAUUUAUAUAUCUGUGGGUUUCAAGAGAUUGUUCCUCUAAGUGCAGGGAACGUACUAGUAGUCGAAGACAACGAGCCUGCAGCUAAAUGGUUAGCUCUAAUAAGCCAAGCUUUAAACAAACCGAAACAAGACUCUGUUUACUCAAACGCAGCUUUCUCCGCCUCAAAAACAACAACCUGUAGUAGUAGUAGUAGUGGUUGCUGUACCGAAGAGUCGAGAACGCCAAGCAGUCUAAGUUUCUUUCAAAGGCCUAAUCUUAAAGUCUUGAGCAGAAACUACCGUGUCGAUUCAAGUCUUUUGAAGACUUGUAACUGUUCGGUGGUUAACGAUACUUCUUCCGUUGGUUGGGAAGGUAGGAGGUCGAAAAGGUACAGUGAUCCUAUUGCGGAUAGCACUAAUGCGGAGCCUGAGAAUUUUAGGGUUCAUGAGAAUUUCUUGUUUGAUGAUGUUGUUCCGGCGGCGACGACGAUGAUGAUGCCUGGACAAAUGAGUUACAGAUUGAUUGCUAGUAAACAAAUGGUUGGUUUGUUUUUGUCUGUGUGGGCUAGAAAAGAGUUGAUUCCACAUAUAUCUCAUCUUAGGCUUGAUUCUGUUGGAAGAGGAAUCAUGGGUCGCUUGGGGAACAAGGGAUGUAUAGCUAUAAGCAUGUCACUGCAUCAAACAAGCUUUUGCUUUGUGUGUAGCCAUUUGGCUUCUGGUGAGAAAGAAGGUGAUGAGAUGAGAAGAAACGCUGAUGUAGCUGAGAUUCUGAAGCAUACUCAGUUCCCUAAACUCACCAAAAGCCCUAGUUGUCGCGCACCUGAAAGAAUCGUUGAUCAUGACCGAGUGCUUUGGCUUGGAGAUUUGAAUUACAGAGUUGCGUUAACCUAUGAAGAGACAAGAGUGUUACUAGAGGACAAUGAUUGGGACACUCUUCUUGAGAAAGACCAGCUUAACAUGGAAAGAGGAGCAGGAAGAGUCUUCUCUGGAUUUCAAGAAGGUCAAAUCUUCUUUGCACCAACCUAUAAAUACACUCAAAACUCAGAUGCUUACGCCGGAGAAACCACCAAGUCCAAGAAAAAACGACGAACUCCUGCUUGGUGUGAUCGGAUUCUAUGGAGAGGAGAAGGAAUAGAACAGCUUUCUUACAUUCGAGGAGAGUCACGGUUUUCAGAUCACAGACCGGUGUGUGCAAUCUUUGCAGUAGAGGUUGAUGUGAAGAGUCUGAACAAAGGUAGAUUCAGGAAAGGUUAUUCUAGUGCAGCUGCAAGAUUGGUUGAAGAUGACACUCCUAAAAGACAUAGUUUUUAUGACUAAAGAUUUGUUACCAUUCUUUUUCUGAACUAAAACAAAAUUGAUUAAAAGAAAGUAUUAUUUCUUGAUUUGUAUAGCUUUUGGAGUAACACACAAACAACAACAAAAUGUUUUUCCUCUGUUUAUUCU
Molecule: messenger RNA, 2035 nt
Organism: Brassica napus (rape)
Lineage: Eukaryota; Viridiplantae; Streptophyta; Magnoliopsida; Brassicales; Brassicaceae
Product: type I inositol polyphosphate 5-phosphatase 5
Exons: 10
Coding region: 170-1909 (579 amino acids)
Biological process (GO): phosphatidylinositol dephosphorylation
Molecular function (GO): inositol-polyphosphate 5-phosphatase activity; phosphatidylinositol-4,5-bisphosphate 5-phosphatase activity; phosphatidylinositol-3,4,5-trisphosphate 5-phosphatase activity
Source: RefSeq, a predicted model, not a curated record